AAGGCCCUUUUCAUCUGUCAGACUUGAGUCAGCCACAUGGAACACAAAUUCGGAGACACGAAUCGACUCACAGGGCAUUGGGAAGAAGGGCACAGACAGAAAGUCAAGUGAAGAGAAACUUUUUCCGAUAUGAGCUGUAUUCUCCAAACAGCUUUUUAGUCACUUUCACGAUAUUUUAUUUUUACUUUACUGCCAAUCUCGCAAGUAAUUAAGCUUUUUUUUUUUUAAUAAAAAGUAAAAAAACAAAACUUUGAUAAUGAAACUGAGUGUGGGGAUAUUUUUUGGAGGCUUCUUUGCAGCUCUGGGGGUUUUGCUUUUUUUGGUGGCAUUUGGAACUGAUUAUUGGCUUCUUGCUACGGAAAUAGGAACGUGUUCAGAAGCACCUGAAGAUGCUGGGGGAGUGAAGGCCACUUUCCAUCAUGAAGGUUUCUUCUGGAGAUGCUGGUUUAGUGGAAAUGUAGGAGAUAAUAAUGCCAGCAUGUGGAAUUUCUGGUAUACUAACCAAUCACCUUCUAAGAAUUGUACACAUGCUUACUUGUCACCAUUUCCUCUUCUCCGAGAUGAACACAACUCAACUUCCUAUGACUCUGCAAUCAUUUAUCGAGGUUUCUGGACAGUUCUUAUGCUCCUGGGAGUGCUCACUAUUGUGAUGGCUAGUUUCUUCAUCAUCUGUGCAGCUCCUUUUGCCAGUCAUGUUCUAUACAAAGCAGGAGGAGGCUUUUUCGUCAUUGCUGGUGUCUUGUUUUCGCUGGUAGUCGUGAUGUAUGUCAUCUGGGUCCAGGCCAUGGCUGAUCUGGAAAACUACACAAGCAUGAAAAAAAUGGAUUGCCCAGACUUUGCUGUUUAUGUACGUUAUGGCUGGUCUUUUAUGCUGGCUCCUAUAGGAGUAUUUUUUGCUUUAUUAGCAGGAAUGCUGUUCUUAUUGGUAGGGCGUCACAUUUAUUUACAUUCAGACUAGUUGUACACUGCUGAAGGGAAUACAGGAAUACUUGUGAAACUUCGUGACGAGUGUAAGCUGGAACACAAUUUUAUACAUUAUUACCAUUAUGGCAAUCCUGAGUAUGCAGGCAGACUUCUGGAAGUUCUCCUAUUGCUUGUUUAAUAAGGGUAAAAGAUACAAAACUCACUACAGGAAGAAGCCACCUCUAGUCCCAACUAGUUGUUUUUAAUUCUUUAGCAAGUACACAUGUGGUUCUCCAGAUUGUACUAUUCGCAGCAUUUUUGUAGGUUUGCAAACAGAAAAAGGCAGAAAUUUUUUGCAAAUAAAAGCCCAACAUGAAGUGACCCAAAUCAAGAUUUUAUGCAUUUAUCUUUUAGCAUUUACUUUGUGCUUCUGUUUGUUGAGAAUGGCACAAAGUAGAGGAGAAGGUAAGCAUUCAAAUACAGGAAUUCAUUCUACCUCCUCUCCUAUUUUCCACUAAUUGCCUUAGCUUUAAUGGAAGAAAAGAUGUCUGCAGUUUAUAAAAAUAGAGUGCAGAUCCAUGAGAAGAGGACAUAAGAGAAGACAAUUGCUGUGAAUGUGUAAAAGCUUAACUGCUUCCAUUACCCAUUUCUCUUUUCUGUAUGCAUUUGAAAGCUGUAUACUUCUGUAUUCUGAAGUCCAUAUAUGUUGCAUGACUCUGUAAGCCAAAAUGCUGUAGUACAAUCACUAGCUGCAGUUAUGCCAAAGUUGUAUUUUGAAUUACAGCAUUAAGAAUUUAAUUAAGUUUUAACCCUUUUAUUUUUCCUGAUUGUGUAAAAUUACUUUUUUAUUAAAAAAGUUUAUUGUCAAGACAAUAUCUGGGACAUAAAAA
Messenger RNA from Pseudopipra pipra, 1793 nucleotides. RefSeq names its product transmembrane protein 182 (gene TMEM182). Gene Ontology annotation, cellular component: membrane. The transcript is spliced from 5 exons. The record is from RefSeq and is a predicted model, not a curated record. The coding region runs from base 257 to 958 and encodes 233 amino acids. Lineage: Eukaryota; Metazoa; Chordata; Aves; Passeriformes; Pipridae.